AUGCACACCUACUUGAUCCAGUUUGCCCAGUUCCACGAGGAGUUUCGACUACCCGAACUCAAAUCGCUUGCUCGACUUGAACGAGUGACCUUGGAAUGCAAUGACAGCGAAUACAAACUCGAUAACCCUUUCUUCAAGAUCCAACUUGAAAGCGACGAGGAUGCUCGAAAACUAGUGAAGCGGGCGAUUUUGAUCAAGAACAUUUAUGAAUUGUGGGGUGAAGGCGAGACUUAUGAGCAAGUCCAUGAGCAAGUCAAGUCAUAUCCUGAGCGCUGGCCGCAGUAUCAAGAUGUAUCGUUCAAGUUUGUUGUUUCAGCAUUCAAUUCGACGAUCAGCAAAGAAGAUCAAUUAUCCAUCAUCAACUCUUUCAGCUAUCUCGGCUUUGAAGGACCUAUUGAUAUGAAGAACGCCUCAGUCCAAUUCGCUGUGCAUGAAGAUUAUGGAUCAACACAAUACGUGCCUGGUAUGACCCCUAUUCGCGAACACAUUUAUAUGGGUCGUCUUGUCGCACCUGGCAGCCGUGAUCUUGUCAACACUUACAAUCUCAAGAAACGCAAAUACCUUGGUACAACCUCCAUGGAUGCAGAGUUGUCCCUUGUGAUGGCCAAUCAAGCUCUUGCGGCUUCAGGCAAAUUGGUCUAUGAUCCAUUCGUUGGCACAGGUAGCUUUUUAUUCACAUGCGCUCAUUUUGGUGCCUAUACUUUGGGAUCGGAUAUCGAUGGUCGACAAAUUCGUGGUAAAGGCGAAGGAAAGAGUGUCAAGGCCAAUGUGGAACAGUAUCAACUUCAAGGUCGUGUGCUUGAUUCCUUGGUGUUUGAUGUAUGCCACCAUCCAUGGCGUACCGAUGCUUGGUUGGAUGCUAUUGUAACAGCACCUUAUGGAGUACGUGCUGGUGCCAAGACAUUGGGCAGAAAAGAAAACUCCAAAUUACCAUUGGCAUUGCGAACAUAUGAAGGCCAACCGAUGCACACCCGAGAAGAUUAUUAUCCUCCUACCAAGCCAUAUGAAAUGUCUGAAGUUGUCAGCGAUCUACUCAACUUCGCAGCAAAGCAUUUGAGGAUAGGCGGUCGUCUUGUCUAUUGGUUGCCUACCGUGGUGGAUGAAUAUGCAAGCACAGAUAUCCCCAAGCAUCCAAGCAUGGUCAUGAUCUCCAACAGCGAACAAAACUUUGGCCAAUGGGCUCGACGACUUAUCACUAUGGAAAAGACGUGUGAGUAUACUUCGGAGGUGCAUCUCGAACAAGUGGAAGAUGAAAAGCGACCAGGCCAUUAUCUUUUCCGUGAAAAGGUAAACAAGAGGAAUGAAAUGCUUUUUAUGUGA
Lichtheimia ornata is the source of this 1320-nucleotide messenger RNA. RefSeq lists its product as uncharacterized. The record is from RefSeq and is a predicted model, not a curated record. The coding region runs from base 1 to 1320 and encodes 439 amino acids. The transcript has 7 exons. NCBI's taxonomy places the organism in Eukaryota, Fungi, Mucoromycota, Mucoromycetes, Mucorales, Lichtheimiaceae. Gene Ontology annotation, cellular component: cytoplasm.